Messenger RNA from Oryzias melastigma (Indian medaka), 2474 nucleotides. RefSeq names its product NADH-ubiquinone oxidoreductase 75 kDa subunit, mitochondrial. The record is from RefSeq and is a predicted model, not a curated record. The transcript is spliced from 19 exons. Gene Ontology annotation, molecular function: iron-sulfur cluster binding; NADH dehydrogenase (ubiquinone) activity. The coding region runs from base 133 to 2328 and encodes 731 amino acids. Gene Ontology annotation, cellular component: membrane. Gene Ontology annotation, biological process: ATP synthesis coupled electron transport. NCBI's taxonomy places the organism in Eukaryota, Metazoa, Chordata, Actinopteri, Beloniformes, Adrianichthyidae.
CCCGGUUACCAGUUCACCCUUUCAAAUUAAAACGCAACCACGUGACUUCCGCUACUACCAAAGCAGAUUUGCUGGUUGCUUUAAGUAACAUCACCGCUGUUCUGGUCAAGAAGGCCAAAUAGCUGAAGCGUCAUGUUGCGACUGCCGACUGUUGGCCGAGCUCUGACGGGAGCCACCAAGGCCAGCCUGGCUGCUCCCAGUCCUGUGCGGACUCCUGUGCGUGCGGCCAGCAACAUGGUGGAAGUGUUUGUGGACGGGAAACCGGUGGAGGUGGAGCCUGGAACCACGGUGCUGCAGGCUUGUGAUAAGGCAGGAAUCCAGAUCCCACGCUUCUGCUACCACGAGCGCCUGUCGGUGGCGGGAAACUGCCGCAUGUGUCUGGUGGAGAUUGAAAAAGCUCCAAAGCCUGUCGCCGCCUGCGCCAUGCCGGUCAUGAAGGGCUGGAACAUCCUCACCAACUCUGAGAAGACCCGCAAAGCCAGGGAGGGCGUGAUGGAGUUCCUGCUGGCCAACCACCCGCUGGACUGCCCCAUCUGCGAUCAGGGAGGGGAGUGCGACCUGCAGGAUCAGUCCAUGCAGUUCGGCUCGGACCGCAGCCGCUUCACGGAGGGCAAGCGGGCGGUGGAGGACAAAAACAUCGGGCCUCUCAUCAAGACCAUCAUGACCCGCUGCAUCCAGUGCACCCGCUGCGUCCGGUUUGCCAGUGAGAUCGCCGGAGUGGAAGACUUGGGAACGACGGGAAGAGGGAACGACCUGCAGAUCGGGACGUACGUGGAGAAGAUGUUCAUGUCGGAGCUGUCGGGGAACGUCAUCGACGUGUGUCCCGUCGGCGCCCUCACCUCCAAACCGUACGCCUUCACGGCGCGGCCGUGGGAGACCAGGAAAACGGAGUCGAUCGACGUGCUGGACGCCGUGGGCAGCAACAUCGUGGUGAGCACCAGAGGAGGGGAGGUGAUGAGGGUGAUGCCGCGGCUCCACGAAGACAUCAACGAGGAGUGGAUCUCUGAUAAAACCAGGUUUGCGUACGACGGUCUGAAGAGGCAGCGGCUAACUCAGCCAAUGGUGAAGGACGAAGCCGGUCAGCUGACCCCCACCUCCUGGGAGGACGCCCUGACCCGCGUCGCUGGAGCUCUUCAGAGCGUUCAGGGAAACGAGGUCGCCGGCAUCGCCGGAGGCCUGGUGGACGCCGAGGCUCUGAUCGCCCUCAAAGACCUUCUCAACAGACUGGACUCGGAGAACCUGUGCACAGAGGAGCUCUUCCCCAUGGCGGGGGCAGGCACCGACCUGCGCUCCAACUACCUUCUGAACAGCCGCAUCGCCGGCGUCGAGGAAUGCGACCUGCUGUUGCUGGUUGGAACCAACCCCCGCUACGAAGCUCCGCUUUUCAACGCCAGAAUCCGCAAAAGCUGGCUUCACAACGACCUGCGAGUCGCCAUGGUGGGUCACAGCGUGGACCUGACCUACAGCUACGAUCACCUGGGGGAGGAGACAUCGGUCCUGACCCAGCUGGCUAACGGCACGCACCCCUUCUGCCAGGUCCUCGCCGCCGCCAAGCGUCCCGUCGUGGUCGUGGGCAGCAGCGCCUUGCAGAGGGAGGACGGCGCGGCCAUCCUGAGCACCGUCUCCACCAUCGCUCAGAACGCCAGGACCAGCAGCGGGGUGGAGGAUGGCUGGAAGGUUCUAAACGUCCUGCACAGAGUGGCCAGCCAGGUGGCCGCGUUGGAUCUGGGGUACAAGGCGGGAGUGGACGCCAUCAGGAAGAACCCGCCCAAAGUCCUGUUCCUGCUGGGAGCCGACGCGGGCUGCAUCACCCGAGCCGACCUGCCUGAAGGAAGCCUCAUCGUCUACCAAGGUCACCAUGGCGACGUGGGCGCCCCCAUGGCCGACAUCAUCUUGCCCGGCGCCGCGUACACGGAGAAAAGCGGCACCUAUGUAAACACGGAGGGGCGGAGCCAGCACACCAAGGUGGCAGUGACGGCUCCCGGGAUGGCCCGUGAGGACUGGAAGGUCAUCCGAGCCGUGUCAGAGCUGGCUGGAGUCACUCUACCCUACGACACGCUGGAUCAGGUCCGGUCCAGGCUGGCAGAGGUCUCCCCCAACCUGGUCCGUUACGACGACGUGGAGGGGGCGAACUACUUCAAACAGGCCAACGAGCUCGCUAUGACGGUGAAUCAGAACCUCAUAGCAGCUCCUCUGGUGCCUCCUCAGGUCUCUGCAAAGGAUUUCUACAUGACAGACCCCAUCAGCAGAGCGUCCCAGACGAUGGCCAAGUGUGUGAAGGCUCUCACGGAGGGAGCCGCCGCCGUGGACGAGCCGUCAGUCUGCUAAAACCCCUUUCUCCUCCCGUCCUUAAACGCACCAUGCUCUAUAAUUUAAAGUUUCCAUGUUACCUGUGUAUACUUAUAAACCGUUUUCUCCCCGCAAAACAGCUUUGUUGAUUCAAUAUAAAUAAAAUCUGGUUUAAAUGACUUUCA